AUGAGUUAAAACACAAGAACUAGGUAUAUAUAUAUAUUUAAUGUAAAUAUAGAGCCAAUAGCUAAUAGAGUUAGAUAUCUAAAAAAAGCAUUCGAAAAUAUAGUUCUGAUUACUAUGAGUCAGAUGCAUCAGACUCAGAACCUAUGAUUAAGAAGAGAGUUGUAAAAAUAUGGACACCUGAGGAAGAUGAGAUGCUGUAAGACUUUUAUGAAAAAUUUAAUGGAAAUUGGACACUAGUAGCCUAAGCAAUACCUGGAAGAAAUUAAUCAUAAUGUUCAUAAAGAUGGAAAAGAAUAAAUCCAAAUAGAGUAAGUAUAUUAGGAAUUAUAAUAAGAUAAAAAUGAGAAAGCAAUGGACAGAAGAAGAAGAUAGAUAGGUGUUACGUUUGAUAUAAAAGUUUGGAAAAAAUUGGAAAAGAAUUGAAAAUGAAAUGACUGGUAGAAGUGGGAAAUAGAUAAGAGAAAGAUUUAUAAAUAAAUUAGAUAAAACAAUCAAUCAUGAUCCAUUUGAUGAGAAGGAAGAUGAAGAAAUCUAUAAAUUAUAUAUAAGUUUGGGUCCUAGAUGGAGUGAAAUAUCAAAGAACUUAAAAGGAAGACCUGUAAUCUUUUAAUCAAAUAAUAAAGGAAAACUCAGUUAAGAAUCGGUUUUACUCUCAUAUAAAGAAACUCUAUAAUAUUUAAACAAAGGAAUCCGAUUCAGAUGGUAAGGAGAUUACUCCUUAAUAGUAAUAUACUAAGUCUGAUUUCACAGGAAAAGAUUAUUUAAGAGAAUAAAUAUAAAAUGAAGAUAGAAAAUUAGAUACUAUACAGAGUUAGUUUGAGUAAGAAAACUCAAUAAACAAUUUAUAAUAACUUAACCAUUACAUGUAAACUUCAUAUAAUGGACUUGGUAAAGGAGGUAUAUGAAAAUAUGAUAAAUUACAUAGAUUCUCUAAAUUCUAAUGGAGACUUUUUGUAAUUUUCACAUUAGAUGAGUCUAGAAUAGAAAUAACUUUAUGGAAUCGAGAAUGUUCACUCAGGAUCCAAUAUAUUCCAAGAAGUUUAACUACCACUUUAAGAUUUAUUAGAAGAACAAGGAGAAUAAUAAACAAUACAGAAGAAAUAAUCAGGUACUUAAUAUCUGAGAACAGACAGUGAUAUAAUUAAUUAAGAUCUAUUAUUACACUCUUAAUUUAGUAAAAUGAGUAUGGAAUAAGAAUGA
Molecule: messenger RNA, 1200 nt
Organism: Paramecium pentaurelia
Lineage: Eukaryota; Ciliophora; Oligohymenophorea; Peniculida; Parameciidae
Source: the annotation of a GenBank genome assembly